Molecule: messenger RNA, 2587 nt
Organism: Sus scrofa (pig)
Lineage: Eukaryota; Metazoa; Chordata; Mammalia; Artiodactyla; Suidae
Gene: TROAP
Product: trophinin associated protein
Source: RefSeq, a predicted model, not a curated record
CUCCGCGGGAGCACGGAGAAGCCAAUCAGGAGCUUGGCGUAUUUUACAAAUUGGGGAAGUACCUGCUGCAAAAGCAGAGAGAGUCCGGGGAAAAAGCCGAGAAAGUGGGGGCGACCCUGAAAGGUUCCGAACGAGCUGUAGCCGUCAUGACCACCCUCCAAGCCACUAAGGAUCCUCUCCUCCGGGGUGUAUCUCCCACCCCUAGUAAGAUUCCUGUUCGCUCCCAGAGACGCCCGCCUCUCCCCACAGUCAAACCCUACGCCCUGGGCCAGGAAAACCAAGAUCCAAGGAGAUUGGUGCAGAAGGUCAGUAUUCAGCGUCCCCUCGUUGACUCAGCAGGCCCCAGGCCAAAAGCCACUCGUCAAACAGAUCCAUCAGAGAAACUGGUAGGGAGCACUCAGCUCCGGAACCCUUUGAAGGAGCUCAGGCCUAGCCCUGGGGGACAAAAUGUGGACCCUAGGCCCCCAACCCAGACAGAGGCUUCAGGGACUGUAGAGUUUGUGGCUGACCCUGCAGCCUUGGCCACCAUCCUAUCAGGUGAGGGGGUGAAGAGCUGUCGUCUGGGGCGUCAGCCCAGUCUGGCUCAGAGAGUACUGGUUCGAGGGAGCCAGGGAGGCACCAUCCGGAGGGGCCAGGAUGCACGGGCCUCUGCAUAUUUGGCCCCCAGAACUCCAAUCCACCGGCUGGACCCAGCCAGGGCUUCCUGCUUCUCAAGGUUGGAGGGACCAGGACCUCGUGGCCGGACCUUGUGUCCCCAGAGACUAGAGGCUCUGGUGAGUGCCCUCGAAGGGCUGAUACUUAGUGCUUCUGGGAACUCCUUCCAGGACAAAGCUGGACCUUGGGAGGGAAGGUACCUUGCAACAAGCCAGAGGCGGUGUGUGGAGGCAGAUGGGGUUGGUGGUGAGGCCGAAGGUUUGGGGUCUGCCUCUGGCUCUGCCUUUUCUCUUGCUCUUAUGGCUCAGAUCCCUCCUUCAGGACCUCCCUCUCACCUCUCCACUCGUCCCCGCUUCCAGGAGCUAAGAAGAGAGACAGGUGGCGGCCUCAGCAGGACUUCGGUGAGCCAGGCCUCAGGAUUGCUUGCGAAGACCCCUGUCCAGCCUGCUUCCUCUCUCCCUGAAGGAGAACACGAAAUUGUCACUCACUCAGAUGAAGGAGGAGGGGGCCCCCUUGGUCUGGCCCAGCGAGUACCAUUAAAAGAAACCCGAGUACCAUUAAAAGAAACCCGAGAGAUACCCCAUACCAAGGACGGCCGUGACUCCUGCCCGAUGCCCUCCCCUGGCCGAGUGGUGCCACCUGCCGUCGCCCGGCCAUCACCCUUUGGACGGGCUCAGCGUGUACCCUCCCCCGGCCCCUCCGUUCCAACCUCAUAUUCAGUGUUGCGACGUCUCGCCUUCCGCCCCAAAACCCAGUUCACACCCCUCCCAUCGGCCUCCAGAGUUCAGCAGGCCCGCUGGUUGAGUGGCCUCUCCCCUCAGCCUUGCCCCGAAGAGCCUGCAGUGCCCUGGGAGCAGAUUGCAGUCCGCUUAUUUGACCAGGAGAGUUGUAUGAGGUUGCAGGAGGGGCCCGGGAAGCCACCCCCCGUGUCAACUCCUUGUGGACCCCACCCCAGCAGAACCCCCAGCCUCCAGGAGAUAAAGAUGCAGCGCAUCAGUAUCCUGCAACAGCUUUUGCGACAGGAGGUAGAGGGGCUGGCGGGGGGCCAGUGUGCCCCCCUUAAUGGAGGCUCCUCUCUGGAUAUGGCUGAACUUCAGCCCCUGCUGGCUGAGAUUUCUAGAACUCUGAAUGCCCCAGAGAGUAAUAAUUCUGGGGCUUUUCAGCCUCCCAGACCGUUGCAUCCCUCUGCGAUGCCAGAGCCCUGCCUCCUAGAGGCGUGUGGGGAGGAACCAGAGCCCUGCCCGGAAGCAGAGCCAGGGCCCCCAGAGUCAUGCCCUAGGAGGGAACCUGGGAUAUCAGAACCCUCCACCCAGGAACAGCUCGAGGUGUUAGAGCCCUGCCCUCCCGGAGCACCUAGACCCCUUCAGGCCUGCCCCCUGGGGCAGACAAGGCCCGCAGAGCCCUCCCCUAAGGUAGAGACGGAGAGGGCUCCCCAAAGUCCAGAGUCCAGCCUGCAGCCCUCCUGCGGUCAGCGGGCUCCAGCGACCACCAGCUUGACCUUCUCCUCCCAACGCCCGCUUUGUGCCAGCCCCCCUAUCCACUCGCUCCAGUCUCUGAAGCCCCCAACAGGCCAAGCAGACCCCCACAAUCUGGCCCCUCGAACCCUGGCCCUGAGGCAGCGCCUCAGAGCAUGUCUGAGCGCCAUCCACUGCUUUCAUGAGGCCCGCCUGGACGACGAGUGUGCCUUCUACACCAGCCGAGCGCCACCCUCAGGCCUCACCCGGGUCUGCCCCAACCCUGUGGCCACGCUGCUUGAAUGGCAGGAUGCCCUGAGUUUUAUUCCAGUCAGUUCUGCUGCCCCACAGGACUCUCCAUCCUGAGGCAUCCUCUUCCACCCACUCCUGUCCUACCUGCUCCUUUCUUUUAACCCUUAUUUAUUUUCUACACAACGUUUUAGGAUCCUUUUGUCACUCAAUAAAGUUUCUAAAGUGUC